Coccidioides immitis RS is the source of this 1441-nucleotide messenger RNA. RefSeq lists its product as uncharacterized. Bases 695 to 1060 code for a protein of 121 amino acids. The transcript has a single exon. Lineage: Eukaryota; Fungi; Ascomycota; Eurotiomycetes; Onygenales; Onygenaceae. The record is from RefSeq and is a predicted model, not a curated record.
CGCUGCUUGUGGCCUGAUGAUGAUUGAGAUUGACUUCUGGAAGGUCCCUCCCCUAAACUAUGGCAGCAAACAAUAUCCAAACUCGGUUUAACUAACAUGCAUCGGUUCUGCAGUAACUUGCCAAGGGAGCCCGUUCCAACUGGACUCGGGGUGACUGGGCAAAUGACGGUGCUGGAUUAUUGUGAAACCGCUGGGUCGAUUUUUUUUCCUUUCUGGCGGCGGGUCCACGGUGGGGUUGAGCCCGGGGUUGCUGUUACGUAGGAGGAAUUGCGACAGAGUUGGCCGGCAUUGAACGAUGGGAUCAUGGGACUGCUUCUGCGGCGGGUCCUCUGCGUCUCUCACUCGCUUUUUGGGUUUGUUGACUCUGUACUCGAUCUGGACGGCAAGCUGUCGAAAGUGUAUAUAUAGAGGCGGUGGGAUCGGCCGUCGACGUGUUUGAAAUCACAAGCAUCAUUUCUCGCUAACGUUGUACAUAUACAUAUGCACAUACAAACAAAACCGCAGUCACUCUCAUCCCUUUGAAUCCAGCUCAUAGUUUGACCGCACUUUUCUACCUACCUAUUCCAAUAUAACAGUCCUCCAUAAUCCUCGAUUAUCCGUGGCAAGAGACAGCAACAACAAAUCUCUCCACCAAUCCUCCUCGCACAUCUCCCCGCAAACACCUCCGUAUACACCAACAAACACCAUACCCAAAAUGGCCAGAAUAGAACGCUCCGUCGAACCCUCCAACCAACCAAUCCCCAUCAUGCUCCGCAUCAAUGCCCUCAGCUCAACACCAAUCCUCCUCGACUCAAACGCUACAUAUCCCAGCCUCCUCAACCAGAUCCAAAAGGAGGUCUACACCAGAGCACCCGAAAUUGCCGACGGAUAUGCCUUCGACGGUCUGUACGUUGAAUGGGAUCGGAGCUCUGGCACCGGCCUGACAUUCCCGCCCAGCUCGUCGUUGGACAGAGAUAAUCUAGCCGCAACACUCGCCCUGCUGAGGACCAGGCUGGGCCGCGAUGUAAUCUGCCUGAAGGUCAGGGUGGCCAGUCCGGACGUGAAGCUGCAGCUUGCUUGAUUGGUUCUCGCUUUUUUUUUUUUUUUUUUUGCAUUGUGUCCUGCCGAUUGGAGCGGUCUUGUUUUGUUUCUCCAUCGGUUUCAUUUGAAUGUUGGAGUUCAAUUUUUUGAAAAGGUAAAAAAAAAAGGAGAAAAGUCGGAAAAGGAUAUUUAGCCUUACUCCAGCAGUACGGAGUAUUUGACGAAUUCAGUUUCGACUACGGAGUACGGAGUACCCACUUUUACUUUUAUUAUCUCCCGCAACGUCACGAUAACUGUUUGUCGAUUCGCGGAAAGCGUCAUUUUGGAGGAAUGAUGAUGGACAGGACGGGGUAUUUAGGGGAAUUGAUGUUUUAUGAGCGCAAUAUUUAAUACCUUUUAAUCAAUCUCUUUUCGAUGCGGC